AUGCCACCGCUUGCUGACGGACUAGCGUCUGCUCACCCGGAUAGUUUGAGAAAUCCAUUCCACCAGAGCGAGCGCACCUAUGGCGAUGCGGCACGGCGCAUAAGUGAGUCGCCGCAGAAAGCACGCCCGGGCAACGAAGGAAUCGGCGGAGCGUGCAUGGCGGAGGAAGGGAAGGCCCGUUGGGCGCGGAUGAUGGUGCGCUGCCCCAUAUGGGCACACACAACCCCCCCGACGGGGAGCGUAGGGAACACCGUAACAGGGCAGGAAGCACGCCAUAUCAAUAGCCUCUCUGGUGUUGGCCGAAGUGGCCUUGACUCGCGUUCAGUAACUACCACACCCGCUUCUCAUGCUGCCCCGUCACGGAUCGCGGCGCCAGCAGGCGGCAGUGUUGGUUGCCUGCCCUUGGCUGCGCCGGCCACGCCCUCUCCCCCUGGCCAUCUUCCGUCAGCGGGCUCGUCGUCUUUCCCUCGUAUGCCUGCUCCUGCGGCGUCGGCCACUGAAGCUGCUUGCGCUGAGCAGGCGCAAGGCGCAGUAGCAGGUGGCGACGGUGCCGCCCAGACGAGCGCAGGUGAAGCGGCAAGGGGGAAGGCGACGGCCCUUCCACUUACCGCCGCAGGCGGGCUUGCUGUGGUGCCGCCGCGUGCGGACAAUGUGGGCGCACGGCUCGUCUCCCCCACCGCCCCACACCCAGCAGUGCAGCAUCAAUCUUCACCACCCCAACACGCGGCCCUACCACCACCACCAGCGUCGCCGUCGCUGUUGUCGCCGUCGCUGCCUGGCGACAGGCUGGGCGACAGGAACGCGUUGGAUCAAGCGGCUAUUCCUCUGCUCGACGUGGCGGCCGCGCAGAACAGGAAGGCCCGGGAAAUUGCCGCCGCGGUCACGCCAGGCGCUUCGGUCUCCGUUGCGGCCCGCGCGCGUGGCGGGUUGUGGAGUCCGCUGGGCAGUCCCGCGGGCAUCAGCCCGCACGCGCGCCUGUCCAGCAGCAUCGCGUCGCAAGCGGGCUACAUGCCGAGUCCUGAUUGGUCCGCGGGGUAUCUCACUCCCAUGAUGCCUAGCCCCGACCCCCGCGCUGCCUUCCACCAUCGUCCCCCUCAGGGCGCGCAGCCCUGCGCGAUCGGCGCGUGGACAGCGGGCGGGGCGCAUCCGUCGAGCGCGGGGAGCGCAACGAGCAGCAGGGGCGGGAGUCAGUGGGAUGACGCGGUGGCGCGCAAGAGAUCCGCGUCGUCGGGGGCAAUGGUGUGGGCGGAGGAGCUGGAGGCGGCGGUGAGCGGCGCAAGUGGCGGGGAGGGGCAGCGGAUUGCGGACGCCGUCGCAGCGCUGAGGGGAGCAAUGGAGGCGGAGGCGGUGCGCAGGCAGGGGACGUUGAGUGGUAAAGCGGACGAGACGGGGGGACUGAGGGACGGGCACGAGGAGCAGAGCGAGGUGAAGAGGGGAGGGGAAGAUGGCGAGGGGGAAGGAGAGGGGAGAGAGUUGGGCGGAGGUGUUGCAGCAGCGGAGGGGAGCAGCACUUGCUACGGGGAGAGUGGGGGGCUGGGGCCUGGGCGGGAUCAUGGCAUGGAGGACAGCGAGAGGGGUGUGAGCUGUGUAGUGGGCGCACUGGGUAAUGGGCGCAGAGAGGAGUCACAGAGCGGUGAGGCGCAGAUGCGGGAUGGAGGGCAAGAAGGGGGAGAGGACGGGCCUGAUGAUCUGGUGAGGGAAGCGGGUGGGUUGGGAGCGGAGGGAGGUGGGGCAAGUGUGGAGCAGAGUGGGGGAGUGCAGGAGCAUCUGGGCGUGGUGAGGGAGGUGUCACGCGAGUCAUCCAGCGCGCGCAUCAUGCUGGCAGACGCAGGCGUGGCGGAGCUGCUGCUGCAGCUGCUGGAUGACCGAGUGUACCCGGCACACGUGGUGAGCACGGCGUGCCUCAUCACCCUCAACCUUGCUCUGGAGCCCUCCCUCAAGCGCAGGCUGGGAGGCGAGGGAGCCGUGGCGCAGCUGUUGGUGCUGCUGCAGUCGCGCGAGAAAGGGGUGAGUGACGCAGCGGUGGCGGCAGUGAGCAGCCUGCUGGCGGAGGAGGGCAACCGCAGGGUGGCAGCAGGGAUGGGCGCCACGGGGCUGCUGGCGGAGGUUGUAAGGGAGGAGAGGAAGGCGCCGCGUGCGCGCAAGGAUGCGCUGAUCGGCCUCUUCAACCUCAGCAUUGACCCACACACACGCGAGGCUGUGCUGCUGCGGCACGACCUUGUCCCGUGCGUGCUCGCGCUCCUGUCGGACCCUGACUGCAGCCCUGCACACAUGCCGGCAGCUGCGCUGCUGUCCGUGAUGGUGCGCAUGCCUGCAGUGUGCCGUGUGGUGGAGGGCAACGAUGGAGUGCCGGUGCUGGUGCAAGCGCUGGAGGACGGUGAAACAGCCAUGCAGGGCCACGUGGUGGCCGUGCUAUUGCAGCUCGCACUCACCAUCACCGCCACACGGCAGAGAAUUUUCCAGGAAGGCAUCAUUCCCUCUCUUGUCGUGCUUGCUGAGGGGUCGACGGGCCGCACUCGAGACAAAAAAUGCCAAUCUGUGUCGACGCGAGCCACGAGGUUUCAAGUUCGGGCAGCAGUUGCGGAGAUCACGGAGAGCGAAUUCACGGCGAAGGUCCUCGAGGCAGAUUCUCCAGUGCUGGUUGAUUUCUGCGCUAAGUGGUGCGGCCCGUGCCGACUGAUCGCGCCUGUCAUGGAAUGGGCCGCCAAGGAGUACGAGGGUCGGCUGCAGGUGUACAAGAUCGACGUGGACGCGUGUCCGAAGCUGGUGGAGAAGUACAAGGUGUACGGGCUGCCGUCCGUCGUCAUCUUCGAGAACGGCCAGGUGGUUCCCGGCGGACACAUUGAGGGCGCGCUCACGUCCGCCAAGCUCAAGGGCAUCCUCGCAUCCACGGUGCCCGCACUCGCGUGA
Messenger RNA from Closterium sp. Naga37s-1, 2910 nucleotides. Lineage: Eukaryota; Viridiplantae; Streptophyta; Zygnematophyceae; Desmidiales; Closteriaceae. The record is from the annotation of a GenBank genome assembly.